Molecule: messenger RNA, 2547 nt
Organism: Etheostoma cragini (Arkansas darter)
Lineage: Eukaryota; Metazoa; Chordata; Actinopteri; Perciformes; Percidae
Product: matrilin-2-like
Exons: 13
Coding region: 183-2333 (716 amino acids)
Molecular function (GO): calcium ion binding
Source: RefSeq, a predicted model, not a curated record
UAGGCAGACACAAAACACCAGAGGACUGGGAUAUACGUAUGCAUGUUUACUGUCUGGAGCUACUGUUGACUGAUUCUUCCUGCUGAAACUCAGUUUCUUGACGUAUUCCUGGGAUUUAUUGAGAAACUUUGAUUCCAGGAGUUAUAGCUUGUUUUGAUAACAGGUUGUCACAUCUUGUCAGAAUGAGGUCCCUGGUCUUCGGCUUCUUCUUCCUGGUGUGCUGUAACGCAGUUCGACUGGACAGACGGCGUCCCAGACCCAUUGAGGCCAGGGGUCGAAAUGAGACUACUGUCCAAACCAAACCAACGGAGAAACCUUGCAGAGCAACCCCGCUGGAUUUCGUCUUUGUCAUCGACAGCUCCCGAAGCAUCCGCCCCAACGACUACGAGAAGGUGAAGACCUUCAUCAUCAACCUGCUGCAGUUCCUCGGGGUGGGCUCUGAUGCCACUCGGGUCGCUCUGCUCCAGUAUGGUAGUGUGGUCCAGCCCGAGUUUUCCCUCAACACCUACACCACCAGGGCUGAGGUGGAGCAGGCGGUGAGGAACAUGGAGCACCUCGCCACAGGAACAAUGACGGGUCUGGCCAUCCAGUACACCAUGGAGACGGCCUUCACUGAGGAAGAGGGAGCACGACCUGCAGAACUGCUCAUCCCGCGAAUCGCCAUGGUUGUGACUGAUGGGCGGCCUCAAGACGCGGUGGAGGAGAUCGCGGCUCAGGCGAGGCAUGCCGGCAUCCAGAUCUUUGCUGUCGGAGUGGGCAGGGUGGAUAUGAACACUCUGAAGGCCAUAGGGAGCGAGCCACACUCUGAGCAUGUGCACCUGGUGGCCAACUUCAGCCAGAUAGAGACCCUCAUCUCUGUGUUCCAGUCCAAACUGUGUGGAGGUUCAGAGAUGUGUGAGGUGGUGGACCAUCAGUGCCAGCACAUCUGUGUGAGCAGCCCCGCCUCAUACAGGUGCAAGUGCAGAAAGGGCUUCACCCUCAACCCCGAUGGCAAGACGUGUAAAGGGAUUGAUCACUGUGCUGAUGGCACCCAUGGGUGUGAGCAGGAGUUCAUGAGCACAGAAGACGCCUGUGUGUGUAAAUGCAGAAACAGCUACACACUCAGGCCUGAUGGAAAAACAUGCAAGAAGAUGGACCAUUGUGCUGAUGGGAAGCACGGCUGUGAACAGGAGUUUAUGAACACAGAAGACGCCUGUGUGUGUAAAUGCAGGAAAGGAUACACACUCAGACCUGAUGGAAAAACAUGCAAAAAGAUAGACCAUUGUGCUGAUGGGAAGCACGGCUGUGAACAGGAGUUUAUGAACACAGAAGACGCCUGUGUGUGUAAAUGCAGCAAAGGCUACACACUCAGACCUGAUGGGAAAACAUGCAAGAAGAUAGACCAUUGCGCUGAUGGGAAGCACGGCUGUGAACAGGAGUUUAUGAACACAGAAGACGCAUGUGUGUGUAAAUGCAGGAAAGGCUACACACUCAGACCUGAUGGAAAAACAUGCAAAAAGAUAGACCAUUGUGCUGAUGGUAAUCACGGCUGUGAGCAGGAGUUUCUGAAUACAGAAGAUUCAUGUGUAUGUAAAUGCAGAAAUGGAUUCACACUCCAACCCGAUGGAAAAACAUGUCAAAAGCAACAGUGUGGCGAUGGAUUCAUGGAUCUGGUUUUUGUAAUCGAUGGCUCCAAGAGUCUGGGCCCUGCCAACUUUGAACUGGUCAAGCAGUUUGUAAACGGCAUUGUGGACUCACUGGACAUUUCCAGGACAGGGACCCAUGUUGGCCUUCUUCAAUACUCCACCAAGGUGCGCACAGAGUUGACCCUAGGCCAGUACACCACAGCGGAGAACAUCAAACACGCUGUGUCUAGGAUGCAGUACAUGGGGAGAGGCUCCAUGACUGGCUCAGCCUUACGUCACAUGUUUGAGCUCAGCUUUUCAGCUAAAGAAGGAGCCAGGCCCAACAUCCCACGUGUCAGCAUUGUGUUCACUGAUGGAAGAUCGCAGGAUGACGUGUCAGAAUGGGCUGAUAAAGCAAAGAACUCUGGGAUCACAUUAUAUGCUUUGGGUGUUGGCAAAGCCAUUGAACAGGAGCUGAGAGAAAUAGCUUCAGAGCCUGAUGAGAAACACCUUUAUUACGCAGAAGAUUUUGACCAAAUGGGAGAAAUUACAACAAAGCUCAAGUCCAGGAUAUGUAAAGACAAACCGUCCGAUGAAAACAUGUGCCAGUGUGAGAACGUGAUAAUGUUUCAAAACCAGGUCACCAAGAAGCUGACGGACCUGAUGCAGAAUAUUGAAGCCAUGUCGAAGAAGCUGGAGUCACUCGAGAAUCAAGUUGUGCGCAAAUGAAAGGCAGAACCUCAUCUCCCUCGCCCUGAACCUGAAGUGUAGCAUUCAUUUUUAAUCCUGUUCUACAAGCUACACAUGCAAUGCUUUCUACUGAAGCUAUUUUUACACUCUUUGUAUACAACAGUGUAUUUGUGUCUGUAAUGUUCUUUAUGUAAUGUCAAAUCAAAUGUAUGACUUUGUACAGUAAACUGAAAAAUACAUAUUUUACCCUUCA